Manis pentadactyla (Chinese pangolin) is the source of this 6986-nucleotide messenger RNA. It is a transcript of the gene SECISBP2L, whose product is annotated as SECIS binding protein 2 like. NCBI's taxonomy places the organism in Eukaryota, Metazoa, Chordata, Mammalia, Pholidota, Manidae. Gene Ontology annotation, cellular component: ribonucleoprotein complex. Gene Ontology annotation, biological process: selenocysteine incorporation. Bases 203 to 3571 code for a protein of 1122 amino acids. The transcript has 19 exons. Gene Ontology annotation, molecular function: mRNA 3'-UTR binding; ribonucleoprotein complex binding; selenocysteine insertion sequence binding. The record is from RefSeq and is a predicted model, not a curated record.
CCGGGGCUGCCGUGCCUCCUCCUUCGCCCGGAGCUGGGGCCACCUCCUCGGCUAGUGGCGUAGCCCGGCUCUCGUGUCGGGGCCAGUGCUAUCCAGGCGGAGGAGCGGAGCCCUGGCCGGGCCCGAGCGGGGGGCCAUGGAGAAAGCGGCCCGAGGCGCUCUCCACACCAACUAAGGUGGGCCCGUUGCGGCUGCAGGCGCCAUGGACCGAGCCCCCGCAGACCAGAUUUUGGCAAAAGUAGAGAGACUAAACAGAAAUUCAAAGGAAGAAGAAAUAUCAUAUGAGAAUGUCAAGCUGUCAGCUGAGGUAGAGCCAUUUAUUCCCCAGAAGAAGAAUCCUGAUACAUUUAUGAUCCCUAUGGCACUACCAAAUGAUAAUGGAAAUGUUUCUGGUGUAGAACCAACUCCAAUUCCCAGCUACCUGAUUACCUGUUAUCCGUUUGUACAGGAAAACCAGUCUAAUAGGCAGUUUCCAUUAUACAACAGUGAUAUACGAUGGCAACAGCCGAAUCCAAACCCUGCGGGACCAUACCUUGCCUACCCCAUUAUAUCUGCUCAGCCACCUGUUUCUACAGAGUAUACAUAUUAUCAGCUGAUGCCAGCACCAUGUGCCCAAGUUAUGGGUUUCUAUCAUCCUUUUCCUGCACCUUACUCCAACACUUUUCAGGCUGCAAAUACUGUAAAUACUAUAACCACAGAAUGCACUGAGCGUCCAAAUCAGCUUGGACAGGUCUUCCCAUUGUCCAGUCAUCGAAGCAGAAACAGUAACAGAGGACCAGUACCACCAAAACAACAGCUUUUACAACAGCACAUAAAAAGCAAAAGGCCACUGGUGAAAAAUGUAGCUACCCAGAAAGAGACAAAUGCAGCAGGUCCUGAUAAUCGAUCAAAAAUUGUGCUCCUCGUGGAUGCUUCACAACAAACCGAUUUCCCGUCAGACAUUGCUAACAAGUCCCUCUCAGAGAGCUCCGCCCCAGCGCUCUGGAAGUCCAGGGGCAGGAGGAGGAGAGCGUCCCACCCUGCUGCAGAGUCCUCCAGCGAGCAGGGGGCGAGCGAGGCCGACAUCGACAGCGACAGCGGCUACUGCAGCCCCAAGCACAGUAACAGCCAGCCCGCGGCGGGGCCGUCGCGGAACCCUGAGGCCAGCGCCGGGAAUCACGUGGAGCCUUCUGUGUGCGCAGGUGGUGUAAAUUGGUCCAAUGUAACUUGCCAGGCAACUCAGAAAAAACCUUGGAUGGAAAAAAAUCAGACAUUUUCUAGAGGUGGAAGGCAGACUGAACAAAGAAGUAGUUCUCAGGUUGGAUUCAGAUGUCGAGGACACAGUACUUCCUCAGAAAGAAGACAGAAUUUGCAAAAGAGACAAGAUAAUAAGCAGUUAAGCCCCAGUCAACCUCAUCAGUCUCAUAGAGGCGACCCAAAUUCUGAACCUUUAUAUUUUGAGGAUGAAGAUAGAUUUCAAGAACUAAAUGAGAAUGGAAGUACUAAAGAUGAUAAUAUUCAACAGAAACUUUCUUCGAAAGUAUUGGAUGAUUUACCUGAAAACUCACCAAUCAAUAUAGUUCAGACUCCAAUUCCCAUUACAACUUCAGUUCCUAAACGUGCAAAAAGUCAGAAGAAGAAAGCUUUAGCAGCAGCCCUGGCCACAGCUCAAGAAUAUUCAGAAAUAAGUAUGGAGCAAAAAAAAUUACAGGAAGCUUUAUCAAAGGCAGCUGGAAAAAAGAAUAAAACACCCGUGCAGCUAGAUUUGGGGGACAUGUUAGCAGCUCUGGAAAAACAACAGCAAGCAAUGAAAGCGCGGCAAAUUACUAAUACCAGACCUCUUUCAUAUACAGUGAUCACUGCAGCUUCUUUUCACACUAAAGACUCUACUAACAGAAAAUCUUUAACCAAAAGCCAGCCCUGUUUGACAUCCUUUAAUUCUUUGGAUAUUACUUCCUCUAAAGCAAAAAAAGGAAAAGAGAAGGAAAUUGCAAAACUAAAACGGCCCACAGCACUUAAAAAGGUUAUUUUGAAAGAAAGAGAGGAAAAGAAGGGCCGUUUUACUGUGGACCACACUCUUUUGGGAUCUGAGGAACCAAUAGAAAUGCACUUAGAUUUUAUUGAUGAUUUACCACAGGAGAUUGUUUCCCAGGAAGAGACUGGACUGAGCAUGCCCAGUGAUACCUCCCUCUCUCCAGCGAGUCAGAACUCCCCGUACUGUAUGACACCUGUGUCACAGGGCUCUCCGGCCAGUUCUGGGAUAGGCAGUCCAAUGGCAUCUUCGACAAUAACCAAAAUCCACAGCAAAAGAUUUAGAGAGUACUGUAAUCAGGUUCUUUGUAAAGAAAUUGAUGAGUGUGUGACUCUUCUUCUUCAAGAGCUUGUUAGUUUCCAGGAACGCAUCUACCAAAAGGAUCCUGUAAGAGCAAAAGCGAAAAGACGACUUGUCAUGGGUCUAAGGGAAGUUACCAAACAUAUGAAGUUAAAUAAGAUCAAGUGUGUUAUAAUUUCUCCAAACUGUGAAAAAAUCCAGUCAAAAGGUGGUCUGGAUGAAGCUCUCUAUAAUGUUAUAGCCAUGGCACGGGAACAAGAAAUUCCUUUUGUGUUUGCCCUUGGAAGAAAAGCUCUAGGACGCUGUGUGAACAAGCUGGUUCCUGUUAGUGUCGUGGGAAUCUUCAACUACUUUGGUGCUGAGAACCUUUUUAAUAAGUUAGUAGAACUUACUGAGGAAGCCAGGAAAGCAUAUAAAGAUAUGGUGGCAGCAAUGGAACAAGAGCAGGCCGAGGAAGCCUUAAAGAAUGUGAAAAAGGUGCCACACCACAUGGGACAUUCUCGGAAUCCCUCUGCAGCAAGUGCCAUUUCUUUCUGCAGUGUUAUUUCUGAACCCAUCUCUGAAGUAAAUGAAAAGGAGUAUGAAACAAAUUGGAGAAACAUGGUGGAAACUUCAGAUGGACUGGAAACAUCAGAAAAUGAGAGAGAGGUUUCCUCUAAGCAUAGCACAUCUGAAAAAGACAGUGAAGUUCCAUCUGACACAGCCCCUGUUGGUAAGCAGCCCCUGGCAGUGGCUGCAGGCAGUACUACCUCAGCCACAAACCCUGGGAAAGCGAGCGACAAAGAGGAAGUGAAGCCAGAUGACUUGGAAUGGGCCUCACAGCAGAGUACGGAGACUGGCUCUUUGGAUGGCAGUUGCCGAGAUCUUUUGAAUUCCUCCAUCACCAGCACCACCAGCACUCUCGUACCUGGCAUGCUUGAAGAAGAGGAUGAUGAAGAGGAGGAGGAGGAGGAAGAUUAUACUCAUGAACCCAUAUCUGUAGAAGUACAGCUCAAUAGUAGAAUUGAGUCUUGGGUCUCUGAGACCCAGAGAACAAUGGAAACUCUUCAGCUUGGAAAAACUCUUAAUGGUUCUGAGGAAGACAAUGCAGAGCAAAGUGGGGAAGAGGAAGCAGAAGCGUCUGAGGUACUAGAGCCGGGAAUGGACAGGGAGGCUUGGACUACUGACCACCAAGCAAGUCAGGAGCAUCAGAAAUCCAGCAGCUGCAGUUCAAUGAACAACGAGCAUUUGGAUUCUACUUGUACACCCCCAAAUCUGUAACUCAGGAAAUGUCAGCUGUCUAUCUCCAGCUGUGUGAGGGUUGCAGCCAUUAUCUUUUAUGCUUCAUCUGAGCAUUUUGCACUGUCCAAUAUUUAAUGUAUCUAUUUAAUUUCCAACAAAUAUUUUUGGAGCUCUUUUACUUGUGUUAUGAUCUGUAGCUUAGCUUUUCAUUUGCACUUAAGUGUCUUUCAGAAAACUGUGGAAAAUUCAUAAUUCUUUCAGCUUAUUUUAUUAUGGAAAAUAAUGAUUUUAAUAAGACCAUGUUUUAAAGAAAAUAAAUUUAAAAUGCCUACUUAGAGUUAUUUUGAAAGUUAAAGAUCAAGGUCCAAGGGUAGGAGCAGUACCAGUGUUUGCUUUCAAAGACUGUGCCUCUUUCACUCUAAUUUGUCUGAUAAAACUUACUUGUGCUUCUUUAAAAAUGAACUGGAGGUAGUUAGACAACUAAAAAAUAGUGGCUGAGGGUUACUAAGUCCACAAAGUGUUUUGUAUUAAAAAUUGAUGCAACUUUUGUUUGGUCCACAAAUGCUUAUUUCAGAAAUCAUUGAUCAUUUAAGUGAUUGAAGUUGGGAUGUGCUAAAACUGCCUCCAAUCCUUAGGCUAACAAAGAGCCACCGUAUAGAUUAGAGCUGGCCUUAUCUGUGGAAAAGGAUAGAAGUUGUCUUUAAUAGUGAAAAGUCACCCACGAUAGGACCUUGCAGGUUCUGUCUCAUAUUUGCUUCUUACCUCAGGAAUGCUCUUGUACAUAAUAAUCAUAUUUACAUAAACUUAGGCAAAUUCUGACAGGUGAAUAACUGUAACUAAUUGUAUGACUGCAGCAGUUACAUGUAACUAUCCAGAAACAAAGUCUUAUACUGGGGUGUUCUCUUGCAUACUUCUGACUUAAGACCCUCAGGAUUUCAGAUACAGAUUUGACUAGGUAUCCAAACUCGUCCUGAGUGAAAAACCUCACCUUAUAAAAAAAAAUUUAUUUGGCCUCUAGCCCUGAGCACCUGCAACGUAACACCAACCAUAGUUACUAAUAGGAAGGAGGUCAGGGAAAGGAACUUCACACAACUUACAAGAUACAUCCUGAUAAUCAAGGCUCAGAAGAGGAAGUUAAUGAAGAAAAGAGAAAGUUAUUGUAAUUGUGCUGAAACUACUAGAUGAUUUAAUUAGAGUAUGCAGACAUAUGCAGGCAUUCUUGAUCUCUUUUAUUUAUCUUUGCCCUUCUGUAGGGAUGUACGUCCUCACUUGGGAUAAAUUAAAUUUAAUGAGCUAAAUGUUGUAUUUGCUAGUCAGUCACCUGGUAGUGACCUUUACAGAUUUAUUGUAAUAGUGGGAGAAUUAUAAAUUGCCUAAUUUUUGGUCUUCCCUCCAACCUUCUGUCUCCCCCACCUCCAGAUGACUCACAUGCACACAGCAACUUUACACUUAAUAGCUCCCAUAGGCAGGCACAGAACUGGACGGAAGGGUAUUUUCCCUACCCUGGUUUUAUCUCACAGAGGUAGGAGAGAAGAAUUGGGCAUAUUUACUGAAAUCAUUGGGAGUACUGUGUUACUUUUAACGUUUUAUAAUGCUGGCAUUUAAUUAUGAAGAGAUCAGAUUCUUGGUUGAUGAUUUAUUUGUUGUGAAAGUUUAGGAGCAUUGCUGUAUAGAAAAUGUCAGUUUGUCAGCUUCAUUAGUGUGCUAAAAGGGGACAUUAUUGUAUUGUGCUGUUGUCUAAACUGUUCUACAGGACAGACUUCUUAGGCACAAAGUAUCCAGUACUUAAAGGAAUGCAGCAUGUAAGGAAUGAAGCCUCUGAAAUAGUUAAUCAUGGAUUUAUAUAUGGCAGAUCUUACUGUCUCUACACAUUUGGAAGGAUUAGUUGGUGUAAAGAAAUGAUAGACGUUUUGAACUACUGACAAUCUUAAGUGAAUUUAAAAACUUUUCUUACUUUUUAUGAUGUAAAUCUCCUUUGCUUGGUGUCAGUGAUUCAAACAACUCUUGAUCUUGGGGCAAUGGCUUUUCAAAGGUUUCUUAUAUUUUGUAUCUCUUCUGAAUAAGAGGUGUCAUUUUAGAUUUUUGACAUUUGUAUCAAAAGAGAAGUUGAGGAAAUCUUCAGAACACCAAUAAUUUAAUUUUGUUACAGACUUUGGAAAUGUUUGAUUAUGUGUUGGAUAAACACUCUUUGCACAUGCAGUGUCUUUUGCCAGCAAACCCGAGGGACCACAGCCUUUUUUUAUAUGAGACAAGUCACUUCUAGAAGAUAACCCAAAAUGUAUAAAAGGAAAUGCUACUAUGUUGAAGGUAUGCUUAAAUAGUAUUAAUAAUGUCUUCAUAAUUUGUUUCCUUAAGAUAAAUAUUGGGAUUUGUGUAUAUUAUAUACAGGAGGAGGUAUGAAAACUAGGCCUUUUUUUUUUCUUUUUUUGGUAACUGGGUCGGUGGCUCUUUGGAGACCUUGAGAGAGAUCUAAUGGUAAGAGUAAGUUACAUUCACCAUUACAAGUAAUAAAAACCAUAGUGAUUUUUUUCUUAGUCUGUAGAGGUUGUUUUACUGGCAAUAAUUAGCGUUAGAUUUCUACUUCAGUACAUAUAUAUACGAAGUACUGUAUGAAUCGUACUCCCAAAACUAGAUUUCUGCUUCAGUAGAUUUGCUGUGAGGAUUACUUCUCAAAAGACAAAUGUUCAUAUUAUCUUAAUUUUUGAUUUAAAUAUGUUUGUAAAUGAUGUAAUAUAUUUCUUUUGACUAAACAUGGGAAAAAUAAUAUGUGUUGUACAUUGAGAAGUUUUUAAGGCAUUGACUGGAGAUAACUUUUGCAGAGAUGGUAUUUUAUAUGCUUCCAGUAUUUGGAAAAGAAUUAGUCAAAAGGAAUUCACAUUGCUUAAAUAUUGGGAAAUUAAUAUCCAAAUAAUGUCUGAUUUCUUAAUAAGCUGUGGGGUGGGUGUGGGGGGGUGGGAAUUAUAAUGUGCAAAUGAAUAGUGAACUCUGCAUUUUCACCUCUUAACAUGAAACCAUUAAAUCUUAACACAUUAUUACUUUAAUAUAUGUAUAAAGAAGUAUUACUGUUUGUAAAGCUGUUGUUUGCUUUAAAAAAACAACUUGUCAUUUAAGUAUUUUCUGUACAUUGUGCCAACAGGUUAGAAUAUUAACUUAACCAUUUAAGAACUUAACCUUUUUUUGGUUUUAAAAUAUUUCUGUGACAUUAUAUACAGACAUCUUACUCCUCCCUUUCCCCUUCCAACCUUUAUACACAUCACAGAAUCAACCAAACUGCUUAAUCUGAAAUCAGAAUCCUAAUUAAUGAUAAAGAUUGAAACUUUGUUGGCACAGCACACCUUAAAAGUAUUCGUAUAAUUUUGUAAUUUAAUUUCUGAAUAUGCCACAUGAAUUGAUAAUUUAAUGUCUUAAUUGUAAUGCUCUAAUAAAAAAAACUAACAAUCAGUAUGAAUUGUAA